AGGCACUUCUUUUGAACCAAUAGAGCCCACAGUUAGUGGUCACGUGACGUGUGAACGCAUCAAUCGAUACUCGUUACCAGGAUGAUCCUUCCGCCUUGGUGAUCUGCGUUGACUCCUUUCCUUGGACCACUACUCUACAAACAAACGAGAGGAAAGUGAACGGGGGCGAAAAGAGGAGAAAGGCUACAGUCCACACUUUAAUUGUAAGAAUACCGACUAUCUUGAUUGAGUGAAAAGUGCUGGGCACUCCCAGCCAUCAACACCAUGGGGGAACUCUUUAGAAGUGAAGAGAUGACCCUGGCCCAGCUCUUCCUCCAAUCAGAAGCUGCCUACUGCUGUGUCAGUGAACUGGGAGAGAUUGGGAUGGUUCAGUUCCGUGAUCUCAAUCCUGAUGUAAACGUCUUCCAGAGAAAGUUUGUUAAUGAAGUGCGGCGAUGUGAGGAGAUGGAUCGCAAACUGAGAUUUGUUGAAAAAGAAAUUAAGAAGGCCAACAUUCCAAUAAUGGACACAGGAGAAAACCCUGAAGUUCCUUUUCCAAGGGACAUGAUUGAUCUGGAGGCUACAUUUGAGAAGCUUGAGAAUGAGCUGAAGGAAAUAAACACCAACCAGGAGGCCCUGAAGAAGAACUUCCUGGAAUUGACUGAACUCAAGCACAUUUUGCACCGUACUCAGCAGUUUUUCAAUGAGAUGGAAGAUCCCAGUUUGCUUGAAGAGUCCUCCAUUCUCCUGGAUCCCAAUGAGCCAAUCCGAGUAGCUCCUCUCAGACUUGGAUUUGUGGCUGGAGUCAUCGGCAGGGAACGUAUUCCCACAUUUGAGAGGAUGUUGUGGAGAGUUUGCAGAGGAAAUGUGUUCCUGCGGCAGGCAGAUAUAGAAGACCCCCUAGAGGACCCAACCUCAGUCAGUGCUGUUCAAAAACAGUUUAAUCAGAUGUUUAGAGGUUUUACUCUGAUUUCUAACCUAGCAAUGUUUUCUCAGGGUGACCAGGUCCACAAGUCCGUCUUCAUCAUAUUUUUCCAGGGAGACCAGCUGAAGAAUAGAGUUAAGAAAAUCUGUGAGGGAUUCAGAGCAACAUUAUACCCCUGUCCAGAAACCCCCCAAGAGAGGAAAGAGAUGCUUGCAGGAGUGAAUGCUCGCAUUGAUGAUCUGCAAAUGGUUCUGAACCAGACUGAAGAUCACAGGCAGAGGGUCCUGCAGGCUGCGGCCAAGACCGUCAGGGUGUGGUUCAUUAAGGUGAGGAAGAUGAAGGCCAUCUACCACACCCUCAACCUCUGCAACAUUGACGUCACGCAGAAGUGUCUGAUUGCUGAGGUGUGGUGUCCUGUGUCUGACAUGGACUCCAUCCAGUUUGCACUGCGGAGGGGGACGGAGAAGAGUGGCUCCACUGUGCCUUCCAUUCUCAAUCGAAUGCAAACCAAACAGACCCCACCCACAUAUAACAAGACAAACAAGUUCACCUCUGGAUUCCAGAACAUUGUGGACGCUUAUGGGAUUGGCACCUACCGUGAAAUAAACCCAGCGCCAUACACCAUUAUUACCUUCCCUUUCCUGUUUGCUGUCAUGUUUGGUGACUUGGGCCAUGGGACACUCAUGACCUGCGCUGCUCUCUACCUUGUGAUAAGAGAAAGCAGGCUGAUGGCCCAGAAGAAUGAUAACGAGAUAUUCAACAUGGUGUUUGCAGGACGCUAUAUCAUACUGCUGAUGGGAAUAUUCUCAAUGUACACUGGUAUUAUUUACAACGACUGCUUCUCAAAGUCCCUCAAUAUGUUUGGCUCUGGAUGGAGCGUGAGAUCCAUGUUUAAAGGAGGCAACUGGACAACUGACACACUUGAAGGCAACACGGCCUUGCAGUUGGAUCCUGCAGUGGAGGGAGUUUUUAAAGGGCCAUACCCCAUUGGAAUUGAUCCAAUAUGGAGUAUUUCUAUCAACAAGUUGACAUUUUUGAACUCCUUCAAGAUGAAGAUGUCUGUUAUCCUAGGAGUCAUCCACAUGCUUUUUGGAGUCUCUCUAAGUCUCUUCAAUCAUCUGUAUUUCAAAAAGCCACUGAACAUCUACUUGGGAUUCAUCCCAGAGAUUGUCUUCAUGUCCAGUCUGUUUGGCUACUUGGUCAUUCUGAUAUUCUAUAAGUGGGUGUCUUAUGAUGCCCGCACCUCCAGAGAUGCUCCCAGUCUCCUCAUUGCCUUCAUUAACAUGUUUCUCUUCAACUACAAUGACCCCAGUACCAAACCUCUCUACAGGGGGCAGAUGGGGCUGCAAAUAUUCUUGGUCAUAAUUGCCUUAGCAUGUGUUCCCUGCAUGUUGGUUGUGAAAACUCUGGUUUUACGGAGACAGUAUUUGUGGCAAAAACAUCUGGGCACACAGAACUUUGGAGGGGUCCGAGUGGGCAACGGUCCCACCGAGGACGAGGCGGAAAUCAUCCAGCACGACCAGCUCGCACAGCAGUCUGAGGAUGAACCUGAGAGUUCCCUUUUGUUACCUGCUUUCAAGGCCCCUGAGGAGGAAGAGUUUAACUUUGCAGAUACGGCUGUGCAUCAGGCCAUUCACACCAUUGAGUACUGCCUUGGCUGCAUCUCUAACACUGCUUCCUAUCUGCGGCUCUGGGCCCUCAGUCUCGCUCAUGCACAACUGUCAGAGGUGCUUUGGUCCAUGGUGAUGCGCAUCGGCCUUUCAUCUCGAAGCUUUGCCGGUUUCAUCCUUCUGGCCAUCAUCUUUUACUUCUUUGCUGUUCUCUCAGUUGCCAUUCUGCUCAUUAUGGAAGGGCUGUCUGCCUUUCUGCAUGCACUUCGACUGCACUGGGUGGAGUUCCAGAACAAAUUCUACGUAGGUCAAGGCUUCAAAUUUCUCCCUUUCACCUUUGAAAGCAUCUUAGAGGGAAGAUUUGAAGAAUGAAACGGCUUUCUUUACGCCUGGUUCUCUCAUAACUUCAGUCUGUGUGUUGUCCAAAAGCGUUUUUUUGCUGUUAUUGUGCUUUUUUUGUGUGUGCGUGUGAUUAUAUCUCCACAUUACCAGAACAACUCUGGCAACGACUCAUGACUUGGUGAUCCUAUAGUAGCUCUAUUUAAUCUGUCUUAUUUCCUUUAAUAUUAUUUAUAUUGUCUUCUUCUUUAUAAAAUCUUUACUGCUGUUCUUUGUUGGAAGAAUCCUCAACAUGAUACACUAGAUAUCCCCUCUGCUGAAGUUUAGACAGCGAUAGAAAUGUUCGUCCUUGUGUCGUCUCCUGUGUUUGUAUUUGAAGCUUUUGUUAUUGCAGAGAAAACUCACAGAAUUGCAAAACUUUGAAUGAGGGCAAAUGCAUAUAACAUAGCACUUAGUUUUUUUCCUGUUGCUAUACAUGAAAGAGAUGAAUAAUCUGCACACAGUUCCUUUGUAGUAAUCUGCAGUAUUUCAUUACACAUUUCUGUAGCCGUAGAAGGGAUUUAAAGCAGCAAGCAGACAUGUUAAGGUCGUUUGUUAGAAAUGGUUGACCUUGUCCAUAACUAUGUCAAUAAACUGAGAAGAACUGGU
Gambusia affinis (western mosquitofish) is the source of this 3501-nucleotide messenger RNA. RefSeq names its product ATPase H+ transporting V0 subunit a1a (gene atp6v0a1a). Gene Ontology annotation, biological process: proton transmembrane transport; vacuolar acidification. The transcript has 21 exons. Gene Ontology annotation, molecular function: proton-transporting ATPase activity, rotational mechanism; ATPase binding. Gene Ontology annotation, cellular component: vacuolar proton-transporting V-type ATPase complex; plasma membrane; vacuolar proton-transporting V-type ATPase, V0 domain. Bases 265 to 2886 code for a protein of 873 amino acids. The record is from RefSeq and is a predicted model, not a curated record. Lineage: Eukaryota; Metazoa; Chordata; Actinopteri; Cyprinodontiformes; Poeciliidae.